Molecule: messenger RNA, 727 nt
Organism: Vigna radiata var. radiata (mung bean)
Lineage: Eukaryota; Viridiplantae; Streptophyta; Magnoliopsida; Fabales; Fabaceae
Product: late embryogenesis abundant protein 3
Exons: 2
Coding region: 37-567 (176 amino acids)
Source: RefSeq, a predicted model, not a curated record
UGCAAUAACAUCAAACAUUCUAAUCUCAUCCCCAAAAUGAGUCAUCAACACCUCAGGAAACCACAGGCAGAUCAUGAGAUCUCCAAUUACGGUGACUUCUCGGAGAAGACCGUCGAGCGUCUCGAGCCGGUGGUUCCCACCGGCAUCGGUUCUGCCGCCAUAGAUGGCGACCCCAUAACCAUCGGAGAAGCUUUGGAAGCGGCGGCCAUAGCGGCGGGGAAUAAAGCGGUGGACCAAAACGACGCAGCUGCGAUCAGCGCCGCAGAGAUUAGGGCUUCCGGAGAGAAGAGCGUGAGGUCCGGCGGCGUGGGUGAAACGGCGCAGGCGGCGGCCAAUUUCAACAGUCACGUAACGCGAAACCAAGACAAGACGAAACUUUCCGAUAUCUUAACGGAUGCCACAGAGAAGCUCUCAGUGGACAGGGCAGUGACGAAAGAAGAUGCUGAGGCUGUGUAUGCGGCGGAGGUGCAGUUUACACGGCGGGGGGAGGCGAAAGAAGGGGCUGCUAAACCUGGCGGCGUGGCGGCAUCCAUGGCCACUGCAGCUAACCUUAAUCAACAAAAUUGAGGCUUGGAGUAUAGUGUUUGCCCUUUUUCAAAACGUGUUUUUGGGUAGAAGCAGCUUAAUUUGUAACUACUGAAUAUGAAUACUGAUUUUGAUUUGUGCUUCUGUUUUAACAAUUAAAUGUUUGCUUUAUUGAAAUUGAUAAUCGCAAGUUUACUAUCAA